AAUCCUUCCAAAGCGGAAAAUGGAGAUGAAGAUGUCGAAUUCGAUCCAGAUGAACUUGAAUGUGUUGAUGAAGAUGCGGAAGAUGAACGACGAGAAAGAAAAGAGCGUGAAGAAGAGCGCAAACGUCGUGAGAGGCACAAACAUGAAGAAAGAAAACAUCACCACUCAGACACGCAUUCUUCAAGAGUAAGUGUUUGA
Cylicostephanus goldi is the source of this 198-nucleotide messenger RNA. NCBI's taxonomy places the organism in Eukaryota, Metazoa, Nematoda, Chromadorea, Rhabditida, Strongylidae. The record is from the annotation of a GenBank genome assembly.